Molecule: messenger RNA, 4470 nt
Organism: Bicyclus anynana (squinting bush brown)
Lineage: Eukaryota; Metazoa; Arthropoda; Insecta; Lepidoptera; Nymphalidae
Product: E3 ubiquitin-protein ligase Arkadia
Exons: 11
Coding region: 289-3066 (925 amino acids)
Source: RefSeq, a predicted model, not a curated record
UCUGUGGUAAAAUGAAAAAAAAAUACAAAAUAAAAAUGUCGUCGCAAAUCGCAAUUUAAUAUUUAUUUGGUUCAAUUUUCUUUUACACGCUUUUAGCUUUUAAUGUAAGGUAAAAUAUUUGCCGUAAAAACAUCUUAAUAUUAGGUAACACAUGCUUUAUUUGUCCUUUUUAUCAUAUUAUUUCAUAACAUAAACUACUUACCCAAUGUAUUGUGUUGACAAGUACAGCAAGUUAUUUUCUGACGUAAAUAAUUACUAUCUUAGAAAUUAUGAUUAAAAAAUAAUAACAUGGAAAUGACUGAAGAGGGGUAUGACGGUGAGCAAUCCUUGUCUGCAUGGGAUAUACCCGGGCCAUCUUCAAUAGCUGCUAUACUUGGCUCGAUAUAUAACAAUUCGACUUCCUCUGAUAAUCAACCAAGGAAUGAGGAUAUGGAAUGCGAACCAUUGUUUGCUGAAAGUGAUGAUGAUGUCGAAGUACUUCCCGCCUCCGCUGAUGAAUCUACAGAAAGGAAUGCACCAACACCAAAGAAUCCGAUUUCAUCCAACUACAUAAACUCUACAAUGCCCACUCAACCAUAUGAAGUGAAUGUAGCGCCUUUGUCAGCACACACACCUGUGCCAGAGGAAUACCAACCACUGCCAGACAGUUCGAGUUCCAUUGAAUACUCCAUUAGAAAUAAUUCUGACGGCACCAAUCUGAAUGGCACAUUUCGUGACAUUAAUAUACGUUAUCAACCCAAACCAGCAUACCAGCUUAGUACUUACAGCUAUGGUAGAGAUUAUGUAGUGGGUCCGUACGGCCCUAUGAAUAUGAACAUGAUUGUACCUAGUGAAGAAAGAAAUUACUUGCUUCAACAGCCUAUUAAUUAUACACUCUCUGCUCGGCCCUCAAUGCAAGAAGCUAGUUAUUCCAAUGCUGGCUAUACAGCGUUACAACCAAGUGCAGGACACUCUUAUAGCAACUUUCCGCCUGAUGUGAACCGAACUGAAGGCCAACCGAACAGCUUAGAGAGGCCGAGUCGAAAAUUAAAUAUAUCUCCAAGGAGAAAACAGUCAAAAGAGACCCACUCUAGUACAAAUCCAAUAGAACUAAGUUCUGAUGAAGAAGAAAGCCCAUCAACACCUAGUAAGAAGCAGUGCGAUAAUGGUAACAGAGAUGAUCCAAGAGCAGGGAAUAGUCAAUAUUUGAAUAAUUAUGGAUUAAUUGAGGGUAGUGAUGUAUGUCGGCAAGUGGGUGUUAAGGCAGAACCUCGAGACCAGUCUGAAGCUUCCACACAAGCAGUACCUAAUGUACCAGAGUCUGAAGCCUCCGCUUCAGUACCUAUGCAAGAGCACCAUAAUGCACCUCUAAUUAAAGAUCACAGCCAACCUGUGAACUACCAACCUCGGCCGGGCUGUGUGUGUAAAAAGAACAAACACACAUGUUUCUUGCAUAAUCCAUCACACGGAGGUCAGAGACAGAAUCCAAAUUACUUUAACUACCAUAAUGGUGCUCAUCAUCAUCACCAUCACCACAGGGUGCCAUGUGGCCAUAGCAGCAACACUUCAUCCAGUUCAUCAAAUCCUGUCCUAAAUAUCAAAACAGAACCUGGUACAGUGGUUGUUAAAUCUGAAGUGAAUUCUCCUAGACUGUCCUCUGAUAGCUCACAGUCAUCUGGUAUAGGAGGAACUGUUAAAGUUGAACCCAAUGAGCAGGUCACAGUUAAAUCUGAACCUAGCAUUCACCGUCCAUGGAAUAGAACAGUCACUGCUAAUAAUAGUACAGUAACUGUUAAACUAGAGGACUCAGAUAGAAGAUGUUGUGAUGGCAGCGGAGAUAGAAGAGUCAAAGACCAAUCACCACAACCCGGAACCAGCUCCGCCAGACACACCUCACAACCUGAACCCAGCCCUUCAACACAAAACAAUAAUCAGGAAAAUAAAUCAGCAGAAUCGUCAAGUGGCAGCAGCGGCCAUGCGUUGUCUGCACCAGAUUUACAACUGGACUGGGUUUCUGAUUCCAGUUCUGAUGAUGAUGUGCAAGUGCUGGGAGAUGAACCAAAUUCUAGAGAAGUAAUAGAUCUAACGAGUUCCCCGGGUCGUACGGGCCAGUCACCAGAAAGUGGAGCCCCGCAUGCCUCUGAGGGUGCUGUGCGGUCUCCGAGACCCUUGUUCGAGUCAGUUCCACAUCGGGAACCACCGCUCUAUCACACACCACCUGUACCAUCCCAUCAACACUUAAUGCAUCGGGCAAGGGUGCGGUGCAUGCUGCGCUGCCGCGGGUGCUGCUGCCCGUCGCACGGCGCCUACGCGCCCGGCGUCGGGGCGCUGCCGCCGCGCGCGCCCCACGCGCACGCGCCGCUCACCACGCACAACCCGCCGCCCGCCGCGCACCGCGAGCACGCGCCCGCGCUGCACUACCGCCCGCCGCACGCGCAGCCGCCCGCGCACAACCCGCCCGCCGCGCACCUGGGUGAGCCGCUGAGCCGCGCGCCGCCGUACCUGGUGCACGAGCGACUGUGGCAGCGGCAGCAGCACAUGCUCGAGGUGCAGCGACGCAACAUGAUGGGCGAUGUGAGCCCGCACUUCCCGCCUGCGCCCGCCAGACCUGCGCCCGUUAUGCUCGCGUUCCCUGACGAGCAUGUCGACCGGGAUUUGCUGCCACCGGCUAUCAUGCUUGACGGGCAACACAUCCACCACCACAUGCACCACUACCUGCAGAUGCAGCCUUCGCAUCUGCACAUCUCCAUACAGCCGUCCGUCAUGGGGUCGGGCGCGCUGGCGACGCAGAUGGCAGCGCUGGUACGCGUGGCAGAGGCCGAACGACGCAGCGCGCGCGGAGCCUCGCGGGCCGUCAUCGAGCGCAACACGUACCGGCACGCGUACGCGCGCCCCGCGCCGCACCACCAGGACGAGAAGUGCACCAUCUGCCUGUCCGUGUUCGAGGUGGACUCCGACUGCCGCCGCCUGCCCUGCAUGCACCUGUUCCACAUGGAGUGCGUGGACCAGUGGCUCGGCACCAACAAGCACUGCCCCAUCUGCCGCGUCGACAUCGAGACGCACCUCAACAAGGACGCCACCUUCUGAACAGUUUGUCCUCGAGAUGUGGUGCAUUGAUGAUAGCUUGCUGUUGCAACUCCAAGCUCUCCUGUUGCAACUCGUGAGUCAAUUGCUUCUGAGUGUUACACGCCCUGGAAUAACAGUACUUGUAUAAAGCCGGCCGCAUACACUCGAUUUUCCGUAUUCGUUUUCCGAAUGCGUAAUUUUCGAUUCGGAAUUCCGUAAGGCUACCGCAGGCGUUUUUCUUCAAUCAGAAUUUAUAUUGUUGCAAAUACUUGCGCAUUCGUUAUGUACGGAGUUUAUUCCGUUCAGAAAAAAAAAAGACUUCCGCAGACUUAACGUUUUUCUUCAUUCGGAAUGUAUAUUGUCGCAAAGGCUCGCAUUCGUUAUGUAUGCAAUUUGUUCGGUCAAAGAAAAAAAACGCAAAUAUGCGUCAUUCAGGCCGCCUUUGCACUCGUUUUACUAAUGCGUAAUUUGGAAUUCCGUGAGACUACCGCAGACUUUACCUUUUUCUUAAUUCGGAAUGUAUAUUGUCGCAAGGACUUCGUUCGAAAAAAACAUACAUACGCGUCAUAUAAUGUGUUUUAUAUUGAUUUCAUGCAUUCGGUAUUCGGGACACGGGAAACUGAUUCGGAAAACGACUGUGUGCGGCCGGCCUAAAUGGACAGAAGUUUGGGUCCUUGAGAAUUUAUUAUAAACUUAAUAUAUGCCACGCUAUGAGAGCUGACAUUUAAAGUUGGACUAAGGAAAUCAAUUUAAAUCAUAUAUGUAUAUAAAAAUUAAUUGCUGUUUAUUCUUGAUAAAACUUGAAGAUGUCUUGAUCAAUUUUUUUGUGUUUUAUUUUGAAUGGGAAUUUUAGCUGUUAUGAAUUCUACCUCGUCAGCUAGUUUUUUUAAUAAAUGAUUUUUUAUUUAUAUUCUUUUAAUUUAUUUAUUAAUAAGAUCUACAGCGAAUAUUGUAUCAAUAUAUAGACUGCACCUUGGAUUUAUUUAUUUUAUUUCAUGUGAGUUAUUUAUUUUUAUUUUUCGAAUAUACUCAUUAAAAAUAGAAAUCAAUGAAAUAUAGUAAUUUGUUUUGGUAAGCCCAUCAUUUAAAGUAAAAUAAUACAAGUAUUUUAAUAGUUGAAUUGUUGUAGGUUAUUUCAUCAAUCUCAUAUUAAAAAGUGGAUUUACAAUCAGCAAUCAAAAACGUUCCCACUCAAUGAGUGCCAAACACAACUUCUUGGCACUUAAUUCAAGUAGUCACAUGCAAAUUCAACCUUAAACUCAAUCCUUAAGGUUGAAUUUGCUCUGAAUUUGGGAUUUUAUUAAAUAUUGGACUAUAUUCAAAGGCCUUUAGGUAUAAUUUCUUAACCGAUAAUUCUAAAACUGUCAAAGCAAAAUGAGCCAGUUCUUAAGUGAAAUUUUCUACAUGAUUGUGCGUCUGUUUAUU